UCAGAUGCUUUGUUAGUCAUAGUUAGUGUAGCUAAUCUAGUUUAUGUGUCGCCCAGCAGUCUUGCCUUGCUGAUUUUCAGCCGACAAGUUCCCAAAAACCGUUUAAACACUAGCGGAAGCCCACACACGCAGCUAGGCUAGUUUGUUUUUAGCAGAAGUCCACAAUAUUGGGCAACAACGCGGAAGUUCACCUUUUCCUGUGAAAGCGCAGUGAACGGUCCUGUCAGUACGAAGAAGACCAAGACUCUAAUGACUGACUUGAAGUCCAAGUAUGCGGAUAAAUCUUGGAGCGAGACCCUUCAGCUGGUCCGGAGAUGCUUGGAAAAAACAAAAGGAGACAGCAGAGUUUGCGAGCCAAUCGCAAAAUGUCUUCAGAAGAUCAACGAGGCGCUCAACGUGUGCUCCUUGACAGCAAUGGUGUCCAGACUAGAGAUGAUUGCCAAACAAAGAGGAUUGGGGUCACACAUGAGCCCCACGGAGACGGUGUGUUACCUGACAGCAGACCUGUUUUACAUGGAGGUGGUGCUGCUGCGGGGGGGAGGAGUGGAAGAUGUGAGGGUGGCCCAUCACGGCGAAGCUCCCGUGUCCAGCCCAUCACUCCUUCAGUUGUUGAGGAUGAAGAAAUUUCAAGAGUUCUCUCUAAAGUUGGAUGAUCUCGCCUCUUUUUACAUCAUCUCGGGAGACAGUGAUGUCAAGAUUAAAAUCUACACCUGUCUCCGGCACCUGGAAACAGAUCUCUUCAAAAUAUCCCAUUUACCAAGGUGUUUGAGAGAAAGUGACCUACACGUUGACCUCAUCAUGAACGGCAGGAUUGGGAACGUCCAGCCAGGAAAAGAGGGAACCCCGAUGACAAUAGAGUACUACAUUAGUCCAUUAGAUGUUCUCAGCGGGUCGUCAAGUACAGGUGAGGGUAGUGUUGGCCAGACUGCUCUGGUAACUGUAGGGAGCAGUGGCGCCUCACACAGGCUGCAGACGGAGUCUCUGAUCUCUUCUCCACCUCAGGUCGACUCUUCUGGGCUUCCAGUGUUUCAGCCGCUCUCUGAAUCCUGCUCAGAAUUACUCCCCGCCACCUUUCUUCUCAAACUACAGCCACCGCUGCCCAUGCUCACUCCCUUCAUAGAGAAAAUGGGCAGAAUCACAGAUGGAGUUAUAGCUGAGAAACCCCAGCAGGUGGAGCCUCUACCUCAACUUCUCAUGAAGACCAGCAAAGCGCUGAGCUCCGAGAUCUCCUGGACAGAUGGGGUUCAGUUUGUUGUGCCAUUGCCUGCGUCUGAGUACCACAGUUAUGUGUUCCCUGGAGCCGUUUGGGGCCGAGAGUCCUGGAAAGGAGUUUUAGUUCACACGGUCCCCUUCACACACCCCGGCCACGUCCCUGCUUUACUGGAUCUCCUUCGCCAUCAGUCUGCCAUCAACGUCCUGCUGGCAAGCUGCUUCAGUGGCCACAACCAGCUCAUAGUAGAUGCUGGCUUACUGUGUGACCUGAGAUGUGAGAUCCGUCCAGAAUCAGACCACUGCCUUUCUGUUACAUUCAGCCUUGAUGAUAACAACCACCUGGCUGUUCUUCAGGUGACGGUGGUGGAUUCUCAUCAGAUGAGCUGCAGACUAAUGAUGCCUGAUUUUGUGGAUCAUAAAUUGGACGACUAUGUAUCUAGAGUCCUUAUGCGAUGCAUGUCCAUCCCCAUCACGAUGAGGGCCAUACGCAGGAAAGUGUCCGGCCGGACGACUCCUCCCGAGCCUGCAGCUGACCCAGAGUCCUCUGCUGCGAUGGAGAGCGACGUCAUCAGUGCCGUCCAUCCGUCCGUCUCCCGUGAGGCCGUCGAGGAUGAGAGCGUGACCUCUCCUCCAGGCUGCUCUGUUAUGUCUGUUGCUGCCCCAGAGCCUGAUAAUGCUAAUACAGAUGCUAUUGCUAACCGUUCCCCCUGUGCUUCUCUGGGUGUGUAUUCACGCUGGGUGACCAGUGGACUUCCAGCAGAGCUUCUGUAGUGCGAGGAGAGAUUUUACUACAGAGAAUUUAAAGAGAUUUCUUACACUAUUUUAGACAAAUCUUAAAAUCAUUAAAUAAAAAAUAAAUCUUAAAUAAAGGUGUGUUAUCGUAAAAGCUUAUUGAAAGCUGUUCGAUCUCAUUAAUGCAGGUCUGACUACAAGAAAUCAGAGCUGUUCCUGGUCAUAUUAUGCAUUCAUUCCAGAGAGAAAAAACACUUCAUGAUUUCAUUUCUGCCAGGGUCUGAAAUUAACACUCCACCAAAUGCAUAAAAAUCAUCUUUUGCGAGUAUAAAACUGUGCUACUUGCCAGUUGGUGCAAUUUAUUGAAUUGCAUUUUGGAAAAUGCAACAAGUGCCAACCAUCUUCCCAAAUAUGUAG
Cyprinus carpio (common carp) is the source of this 2361-nucleotide messenger RNA. RefSeq lists its product as uncharacterized. Bases 250 to 1983 code for a protein of 577 amino acids. Gene Ontology annotation, molecular function: nuclear thyroid hormone receptor binding; nuclear retinoic acid receptor binding; transcription coregulator activity. The record is from RefSeq and is a predicted model, not a curated record. NCBI's taxonomy places the organism in Eukaryota, Metazoa, Chordata, Actinopteri, Cypriniformes, Cyprinidae. Gene Ontology annotation, cellular component: mediator complex. The transcript has 17 exons. Gene Ontology annotation, biological process: cellular response to thyroid hormone stimulus; regulation of transcription by RNA polymerase II.